This is a messenger RNA of Olea europaea var. sylvestris, 1176 nucleotides long. Its product is annotated as proteasome subunit alpha type-6-like. Gene Ontology annotation, cellular component: nucleus; cytosol; proteasome core complex. The coding region runs from base 179 to 919 and encodes 246 amino acids. Gene Ontology annotation, biological process: ubiquitin-dependent protein catabolic process. NCBI's taxonomy places the organism in Eukaryota, Viridiplantae, Streptophyta, Magnoliopsida, Lamiales, Oleaceae. The transcript has 9 exons. The record is from RefSeq and is a predicted model, not a curated record.
ACUCUCUCUUCUUCCACCUCUCCCACUAGUCAGAUUCACUGUCUUGGACAAAAAGCUACCUGGUUUCUCCUCAAUUUAAACCCCAAUCUGUACAAUCUGCCUCUUACACUUCAAAAUCACAAAUAAAACUAAACCAUCAAAACUCCACACGCUCAAAAUCCUUAAUCGAAUCUGAAAAAUGAGUCGGGGAAGCGGAGGCGGCUACGAUCGUCACAUAACGAUCUUCUCUCCCGAAGGUCGUCUCUUCCAAGUUGAGUACGCUUUCAAAGCCGUUAAGGCUAGUGGAAUCACCUCCAUUGGUGUGCGCGGAAAGGACUCCGUUUGUGUAGUUACUCAGAAGAAAGUUCCGGACAAGCUUUUGGAUCAGGCAAGUGUGACACAUUUGUUUCCCAUUACUAGUUAUCUUGGUCUAUUGGCUACCGGAAUGACAGCUGAUGCAAGGACCUUGGUCCAACAAGCCAGGAAUGAAGCUGCUGAGUUCCACUUUAAAUAUGGAUAUGAAAUGCCUGUUGACAUAUUGGCCAAAUGGAUUGCAGACAAGUCUCAGGUUUAUACACAGCAUGCGUAUAUGAGACCCCUUGGAAUAGUUGCAAUGAUAUUGGGUAUUGAUGAGGAGAAAGGACCUCAGCUCUUUAAAUGUGAUCCUGCUGGCCAUUUUUAUGGUCAUAAGGCAACAAGUGCCGGAUCAAAAGAGCAAGAGGCAAUUAACUUUUUGGAAAAGAAGAUGAAAAAUGACAUUUCAUUUUCCUAUGAGGAAACUGUACAGACUGCAAUUUCUGCUCUGCAAUCUGUUCUACAGGAGGAUUUCAAAGCCAGCGAGAUUGAGGUGGGUGUCGUGAGGAAAGAAGAUCCAGUCUUCAAAGUUUUAUCAACUGAGGAAAUCGAUGAGCACCUGACUGCCAUUAGUGAGCGUGACUGAUUUCCAAAACAUUCUGCUAUAAAAAAUUUCUGCAUCUCUUCCUGUCUUCGUAUGUAGGAUAGACAAAUGAGUUUGCUUUUGCAUAUGGAUUACUACAUCGAAUUCUGGUUCGGUGUCUCGCUUUAUCGCACUCAAUGAUUAUUGUCAAUUGACUCCAGAUUUUCAUCUGAGCCUUGUGUUGUUCAAGGACACACUAAUCUCGUUCACCACACUAACUUUCUAAUAUUAUUUGACAAUGUUGUUAUUACGAGAUAUCA